UACCCUGUCGAAUUUGGAAAAUUGAUGAAUUUAGUGUGACAAAGGUCCGUUAUAUUCGAUGUCCAUCAUGCGUGCCUUUGGAUAACAAAGGAAGAUUUCGAAGCCGUUGGUUGCAUGACUGAACCCAAAUUGGAGAGGCCUACCAUUUUUCUCGUUUGCGUUUAAAAAUAAAUCAAGAUUCAUGUCAAUUGAACCCAUUGCUUGUGUAUGUAUCAGUGUGGCAGCAUGCUUGUGUAGCUAGGUGGCGAUUGUUGUUGCUGCUAAUCGAAGCGAGCAUUUUUUCGCCUUUGUAUUUCGAAAGACCUGCCUCGAUUGUCAACACCCAGUGUUGUUGGUAUUAAUGAUGGUGCUUGUUCUAGUGUGCAGGCUCCUGGCGUAUAUUUCAUAUCGAGUAGCUUUGUCUGCGUGAACAUCAUCGCAAUUUGACAACUGAGUGUAUCGCUAGCUGGUAUGAUAGAAGCCCGCGGUACACGUCAGUAUACCGCGCACUCAUUCAACAUAUCGGCCUUAUCACCGCGUCAUCGACGAGGCAAUCAUCAUGAAAUGGAAGACAUGUUCACACUUCAACCGUACUGGUUGGAUCAUGGCAGUGACCGCGUUCAUACAUCUAACGAUAACAUAUGGGAUCAUUUCUAGUUUUGUUGUUCUCUUUGUUUCACUUGAAGAAGAAUUUGAAUCCUCAGCAGUAGCUACAGGAUGGAUGGGUUCAAUAGCAUGGGGCGUGGCUUCCAUGUUCUCCCCCAUCUCGACGAUGCUCUUCCUGCGAUGGGGUCAUCGGCCCAUCGCCUGCCUUGGUGUCCUCUGCUGUUCCAUUGGUCUUCUCGUGACAUCCUUCCUAUCAAACCUCUGGUAUAUGUAUGCAUCAUUCGGCUUCGUCUUCGCGGCAGGGACGAAUAUGAUCAAUUCCGUUUCCUUCCACCUUACAGCCCUCCAUUUUCCAGGCCAAAAGGGGGUCCGGCCUUUUGCCUUCGUGUGCUUAAGCGGUGGUGCCGCAAUGCUGGCCGGUGCUCCACUCAUCGGUGUGUGCAUAAACGCUCUCGGAUGGCGAUUCAGUUAUGCAAUGUUUUCAGGCAUCACAUUCAUUAUAUGUCUUCCUAUGUGCUACUUUUACAAGAAGCCCCAUGCCUGCCAUAGCAGCAUAAAUGAGGACGUGGUAAAAUACGGACAGUGCACGUCAGAUUUCGAAGGAAGAGCUACAAAGGAGAUGGAACACAAGGGGAUGCGUUAUGACCUCAAAACAUGCAGUGCUUUGACCGAUUCAGAAAAAGAUGGAUUUAUAUCAGAGUGUGAACGCGAGGUAGACAGUCGGCUACUGAAAUCAAGGAUCCAGGACAAGAAGCUUGCUGAACGAGCUGAUGUGGAUAAGACGUCAUCUGGGUCAGGAAUCAAGUCCGAUAAACAUCCAAUGCAGGAACACCACAUAGACUUGACUUAUGAAUCUCAAUCAAGUUGUAACCGCGAUGCGUUUGUUCCCAGCGGCAAACCGCCACGCCCACAACAGAAGGCCGCUUCCGGUGCGGACAUCGGGGUCGAAGAAAAGGAUCGGAGCAUGACGGAGAUCAGUGAAAGCGUUGUUAACAUUGUAGAUGAUGGUGGUUGCUUGGGAAGAAUGUGUGGCUUUGCUAAAGUUCCAGGGUUGUGGAUGGCCGCCUUUGGAACGAUGACAACGACGGCAGCAUCAGUUUUUAACGUCAUCAACUUGGUGAGCUACAUGCAACUAAUUGGCUUACGCGAAAGAACAUCAUUCUUACUUGUCAUGGGAUUAGGUCUAGCAGAAAUGUUGGCAAGAAUAUUCUAUUUUCUGGUCGGCUCUAGUUUACCAGUAUCAGGAAUGACCACCAUGUCUGCUGUGAACCUAGCCGGGGCUGGACUGUCAGCCUGUCUUGCUCUACUCCCGAAAAUGGAAACUAUCAUUGCUUAUGUCAUUGUUGCUGGUAUGGCCCGUGGUAUAUUCUACACAAUAAAUCUGCCAUCGUGUUUUGAAUUAUUUACUGGAUUAGAGAGCGCUGUCGUCAUCACUUUUAUGAUGGUAGGAAACGGUAUUGGUGGAUUGCUAUCGUCAACAUGUGGAGGUUUAAGUUUUGAUCUAACAGGUUCAUACAGUGCAGCCUUCUUCACCUGUGCGGGUCUAUAUUUCACAUCUUUCCUCAUCUUUGGGAGUCUUCGACUGUGGCCAAGAACAUUGGCUCCAAACAACGUUCCUCUUCAGGACUCACAGCAUUCCAUCUAAAUUAAAAAGUCCAAGUCUAUACGAAACAGCAGAAUAAUUUCAAACCCAUAUGAGGUCGCAUGGUUUGGAUCUCGUCGGGAGAGGGGGAGUGGGUUAAAACAGUGAAGUAGCUUUCCAAUUGGUCUAAACCACUUCAUCUACUCUCUGUUUCCUCUCAUCCUUUACGGUUUAAUCCCCUUUCUCCUAUCAACCAUUUGGUCUAAUUGCUAGUUUGCCCAGUUACAAUAUUAAACCUAAUUGCCAGUUUAUGUAAUAUUCAUGGGCAGAGCUACCAACCUCAAUAGGGAAAGAAUAUUAUUCAUAAUUUCUUUUUUAUCCAAUUUUCAAACCCCAAAUCCUGUUUUUUGUUGAAAUUUUGAAAAACAUACCAAAAAUCACAAUUUUUGCAAGUUUUGAAUUUCCUAUUUUUCAGGGAAUAUCCUACUUGGUUUCUUUUUCCUCUUAAAAAUACUACAGGAUAAAAUCCUACUAAUUGGCAGCUCUGUAUGGGGCAUUGGAAUAAACUUGCAAUCAAUUGCAAGUCAACUAUCGGUCCCUAUAUCAAUCAUAAGUUUUUAAAUUAAGUACGAAUUUGCAAUUGAUUUCUCAUCUGCUUCUUGAAAUAAGCAGGGUAACCCGAUUUUCUAAAGUUUAAAUUGAUCAAUCAAUUGUAGAAUUGCAACAAAAUGUUUGCAAUUGAAUGCAAAUAUUUUCAAGCAAUGCCCCAUUAGGCUUUAAGGUGAAAGGAACGUCUGAACCAAAAUAUUAUUUGACAAAGUACAAAAUACGAUCUAGACCAACUGAGCAUUUGACGAUUUGAUAAUUAGACUAAGUGGGUAUCAGACCAAGUGUUGUGAAGAUCAAAUGGCACUGUGGCUUUGUCUUAGAAUAAUGACAAAGUAGACCAACUGCUACAGAUUGACUGAAUAUAAACCAAACCAUAGAGGGGGUAAAACCAAACUGAGAAGAAGGGGAAGUAAAUCGCUUCAUAAAUAUUUAAAAACUUUCUUUGUAAAGUCAUACAAAUGGUACUGACUGGGCUCAUAUUUGGGAAGGAUAUGUUGAAACUUGUGUCUGUGUGUGAUGCCUUCAUCAAUGCCAGUUUAGCCCUUGUUGAAUGUUUUCUGUAAUUACUUAAUAGUUACCCAAGUGGGCUUCCAAACUAUA
Molecule: messenger RNA, 3376 nt
Organism: Lytechinus variegatus (green sea urchin)
Lineage: Eukaryota; Metazoa; Echinodermata; Echinoidea; Temnopleuroida; Toxopneustidae
Exons: 7
Coding region: 539-2230 (563 amino acids)
Biological process (GO): transmembrane transport
Molecular function (GO): transmembrane transporter activity
Source: RefSeq, a predicted model, not a curated record